AUGUCGACGCAUCACUCCGAUCGCGCAGGCUACAAACGUGUCCGAUCUCGCUCUCAAUCGCCGCCAUGGAAACGAUCCGAAAAAAUCCCGCGCAGAGAUGACAGACGACCGCCCGGCCAGUGGAAUAAUGAUGGCGCCAGAUCUGGUCAGCGAGACAGAAGGGAUCAAAAUCGGAUAAAUCAGUUGCAAGAGGACGAGCAAGUGCGCGAGUGGGUCGCUCAGGAAGAUGUUUUCGUCCUGAAGCAGGCUAAGAAGAAGGCAGAGAUUCGCGUUAAAGAAGGCCGCGCAAAGCCCAUCGAUUGGUUAGCUGUCACAUUGCGUGUAAUCGACCCUACGAGGAACCCCUUAGACGAUGAGAUCUCCGACUCGGACUUGGAUCUUAUUGAUCCGGAGGGCGUGUUCGAGGGCUUGUCGCAGGCUCAACUAGUCGAACUGGAGAAAGACAUCGAUACCUUUUUGAAUCUUGAACAAAGUCAGAAGAAUCGUGAUUUCUGGAAGACUAUGAAAGUUGUAUGCCGUGAUCGUCAAAAGAUAUCAGCUCCCGAAGGCCGUGUUUUAAGUUCUGUGGCCGCUGACAUCAAUAAAAUUCUCAGUCCAAAGACUUACGAGCAAUUGGAGACACUUGAGGUCCAAGUGAGACGCAAGCUAGACUCAAACGAGCCGAUUGAUACAGAUUAUUGGGAGGAACUUUUGCGCAGUCUCACUGUUUGGAAAGCAAGGGCAAAGCUGAAGAAGGUCUUCCAGGCGGUCAUAGAAGGACGAGUACAGGUACUUCGCAAGCAACAGAAGGAGGAAGCAGAGUCUGUGCGAUCCAAACUUGCUCCAAUUGCGCCCGUCAUUGGCGAGGUUGUGGAAACUCGAGAGUUAGACCUGGACCCGGAGGCUUUACUUCAGCUAAGACCUGAGGACAAAGCGCUUGAAAUUAUGGACGAAUCAGUAUUUCUAAGUCGAGUGGCUCAAGAACGGCAAAAGAUUCUAAAGAUGGGAUUCGUGCCAUUGCGGCAACGAGGCGCAGAAAGACCCACUCAAUCGUCGCUUUCUAAAGCAAAGAAACCCGAUUUGGCGGAUACUCCUGCCGACCGAUUUUCUUCGUUGUCCAACGAAGACUUCUCUCAGGCCACAAGAGCCUUGUAUGAGCGUGAAGUAGCAAGAGGGGUUAGUGAAAACGAGGAGAUAUUCACAGCAGAAGAAGCUGUCAGCAGUAGUACUUCGCAGCUCGCGUGGGCCAAUAAGUACCGUCCUCGCAAGCCGCGGUAUUUCAACCGUGUGCAGAUGGGAUACGAAUGGAACAAAUACAAUCAAACACACUACGACCACGACCACCCCCCUCCAAAGGUCGUCCAUGGCUACAGAUUCAAUAUCUUCUAUCCCGACUUAAUCGAUAAGACAAAGGCCCCAACAUACCGUAUUGAACGUGAACACGGACGGAAGCGUGGCCAAUCUUUCGUCAAAGCAGGUGAAGAAGAUACUUGUCUCAUUCGGUUCAUUGCAGGACCGCCAUACGAAGAUAUCGCUUUUCGUAUCGUGGAUCGAGAAUGGGACUACAGUGCCAAACGAGACCGGGGUUUCAAGAGCAGUUUUGAAAAGGGUAUUCUGCAACUUCAUUUCCAAUUCAAGAAGGCGUUCAUUUUGCACAACGAAUAUUCUGCCCGGGGAAAAUCGAAGAACAAUUAUUGGACACUUACAGACGAAGCCCUCAAAAAUGGAGUUCAAUCGACUACUCGCUACCGUAACAUCGUUUCGAAGAGACCCCUUGCAUUCAAUGACAUGACACGACAACAUAGCGAAGCUGGAAGGAGAGGAGGAAGUGAAUUGGGGCAUGUUUCAAAGUUUCGCCGUAUCGGUCAAUAUCCGGAGUCCGGUCCCACUGAGCAGUUUCGAUCGAGUCAAGGAUAUGAUAUUCAGCAGCGAUUGGAUCAGCGACAACCGCCGGGUGAUGCGCCCAGGCACAAUCUGUACUAUCAAGAUCCAAGCAUGUUCAUCAUUCAGAGCUUGAAUCCGAGUAUUAUCAUCACCUCGAGCGUUGAUUCUGACUGUUCGCAGUUUGGUUAUGUAGAGACUCAUCGCCCUGCUAGUCAGUUUGGCCAUGAUUUUACACAUUUCGAUACAUAG
Talaromyces amestolkiae is the source of this 2112-nucleotide messenger RNA. RefSeq lists its product as uncharacterized. The transcript is spliced from 5 exons. Gene Ontology annotation, cellular component: cytoplasm; spliceosomal complex. Gene Ontology annotation, biological process: mRNA cis splicing, via spliceosome. The record is from RefSeq and is a predicted model, not a curated record. NCBI's taxonomy places the organism in Eukaryota, Fungi, Ascomycota, Eurotiomycetes, Eurotiales, Trichocomaceae. Gene Ontology annotation, molecular function: protein binding. Bases 1 to 2112 code for a protein of 703 amino acids.